UAUGUGUGUUGUGUGUGCUGUAUGUCUAGAGUAAAAUAAAGAUUCUAGAAUAAAUCAAGUACUUGUGUCAUGUUAUUGAUUUUUUCCGUCUCCCGUUAGCUUCUUGAAGUAAAGGCGCAUAAUUAGAAGUUCUAACGCUUAUUGUUAUCUACAAUAGGGUACUAAUUACACUAACCACAUUUCUGACUUCGAAGUUUACAAAGACACCUGCGUAGGUGCAGGGAGAGAAACAACUUCUAUGAAUAAAGAUAGUACACGGAUAGAGAUUUGUCUAUUGUUGUGUGUGCGGUGCGUGCACGUGUGCGCGCGCACGCGUGCGUGUAUCAGGUGGCGGCUGUUGGGUCCAGGAACAACGCUGCGGAGGGCAAAGGCCGGGAAAACGGCGAAGUGUGGUGAGGGUUAAAGGAGGCUGUAAGCAAGAGAUGACGGUCGAAAGGAAGAAACAGGAGAUGUAUAUGUAGUCGUUAUUUUACGCGUGUGCACGUAAAAUAAGUAUACGUGACGUACGAAUGUGUUAGUCUUACCUUACUUCGGGUGCGCGUCAGGGAAGAACAGGAGAACGAUAUUACCCGGGGAAAAGGAAGAUAUGAGAGACGGUGUUAACAUGAUGAAUUUGUAAAAUCGCAGAUGUCAUUCGGGAUUUUUCAGAUUCGCGAAGGCGCCGCAUCCAUUUAAACGUCAGCGCGUGGAAUUGACACGGUCUAUGGGAGCUUUCUCAUCUAUCGUUGACGUUGACACGUACAAUACGUUUUGCGAUUGAGAAAUGGAAGCUAUCGAUUGCCGUAUAUUUACCAAACACAUAUCAUUUUUCAAUAAAUAAAUUUCGCUAAAAUCACGUCUAAUUUUCUUUCUAAAUACAUAAGUAUAAUAGUUCUUACAAUUUCAUUUUUAAAUUAAAGUAUCAAGAAAGUAUAUAAAUGCAUUUUUAGGUUUUUUUAAUUAAAAAUAAUUUUUUAUAUAAUAUAUCUAUUUUUAUUAUAAUAUUUUAGACACUACAGUUUAAAUAGAUUCUAAAAGACGAGUAAAAAAAAAGUUGUUAAAGAAACCGUCAUGUGUGUAGGGAAAAAUUAAUUUUUAAAAAAUUACUACAAUAAUUUGAUAGUCAUUGGUGAAAUAAUAAUAUUAAACAAUGUAUCUUCUGCUCUUUUCUUCUUCUUCGAAAAAAACAUUUCUUUCCGCAACGUAUCUUUUUUAAAGAAGUUUUUCAAAGACAAUAUAUUUAUUUUAAGACUCCUCUGCUAUAUGUACAUUCACAUAUUUUAUUAUAAAUAUUUUAUUAUUAAUAAAGCAACACCAUAAGAUUGAAAAAGAAUUAGUGGCCAGCAAAUUAUUUCAGCUCUAAAAGAUGAAAUUAGAUGCAUCCAUAGUAAACAAUAUAGAUUAUUCAUAUCGCAACUGCACCGUGGAAAUUGGAAAAGACACAUUCGCAAAUUUCAAUUAUCAUGUUGUCCGCAACUAGUAUUCCUAUCCUCUCGAUAUAAUAGCUACGCUACUGGGCUUUCUCGCACACAACUGAAUCAUUCUUAUCCGUACGUAACAUACACCAGGUACAUUUAUACAAUGUAUGCAACAGGAGCAAGUGAGAGGGAGCGACAACCAGAAGGGAAAAGCAGACCGACAGUUGGUGGGAGUCGAGGCAGCGGAUGCAGUAGUGAUGGCGGCUGCGUUGGAUAACCAGCCGGAGCAGGCCAGGUCGGAAGAGUGAGGGAGACGGAGCAAGCGGAUAGGACAGAGAGCCAGAAUCGGAAUGGAAAGAGAGCCAGGUUGCUCGACGGGGUGGCAGAAGUGAGGGGCGAAGCCGAAGAGCGGCUUAGCCUGGCGCUGGUCGUAGCCACGAGUGAAGUGUUGAGAGAGCAACCGAGGUCCCGUUGGCCCUGGUGGUCGGCCCGCACCGGGUGAGGCGUCAUGAAAGCGCGCCAGUCGACCGUGCGCACCUACAGCCGUACGAGAGCACGCUGAACGCUUCGUUUGCUGCUUAUUUCCCGGCCCGUCCUCGCCGCCGCGCCUCCAUCCCGUUUCGGAGCACGACACGUUGACACGCGGCGACCGGCGCAUUGGCGGAUCUCCUAGGACGUUUUACCCAGUCGUUCGUUGGGAUCGCAGGAUGACAGAGGCGGCAGACGGAUGUCCAGCUGGAUCGGCGACCCCGCCGAUGAACAAGAUCGUGUAUUUAAGGAAUGUCCUCUUUCUCGUUGAGGAAUCGUGAUUAGGGCGGGUGAAAGAGCACGGUCAGUGGCCCCGGUCUCUCUUUUAUUGACACCUUUGGGACGGUGAUCUCGGAUAAAGAAGACUCUCUUGUGCUUUUAGUUAGAAAGUGUUGUUUUAUGGUGUUUAUUUUGAUAUUCAGGUUUCGUUCAUUUUUAUGACGCGCGUCUAACUCAUUCCUCACUGGCUUAAUGAGGGUCUAGGGAGCGGCAAAGACAAUGGCUUCGGAGUAAUGCUCAGGUGUGCUCCUUUGUUAACCAAGACGGAGCGUUUGUAUUCCUAACUACUUGGAACUUCUUGAUUUCCCAUGAUUUUCGUCUUGACGGAUGAUUCGAGGAUUGACUUCGUAUCGUUAACUGUGACGUUUCGCGCUGUAGUUCUUCUCACGCGCGAUAGUCUUGCACGUGAACUGCGAGUAAGAGUGACAGAAGGAAGUCUCUUGGAUAAGUGGACACAUGAAACCGCAGAACGAUUUAAUCUACAGAUAGUCUAGCCACAACUCAUAUUCCGCUCGAAGUUUCCGUGUCGUAAAGCCGACUUGUAUUUUAUCAACGACAUCGGAUGAAGCGGAGGCAAGAUAGAAGACAUCUGUUAGACAUUUACAUGGACGUGAUGUAUUAAAAAGAUUUAUGUUAUUGAAAUUUAAAAAAUUUUGUAAGCCAACAAUUUCAUAGUCGAACGAAUUAAAUAUCAUCGCAAUAAAACGGAAACAAGGUUUCAUUUAAACGAUAAAUGGAAGGAAAAAAAAUCGAUCAUUCUCCGGACAAAAUUAUUGUUUCCGAUCACCGAACAAUCUCUCAGCUAUUUUCAAUGUUUUGUGAAGCUUGCUUCGUUACCUCAUUGUUGUCACGUUGACCGCGCCGAAGGGUGCCACCCCUAGUUCGUUAUUCCGCUCCACACUUUGGAGCACUCAAAACGCGGAGUAACGAAGGGAGGGAACUAAUCCAGAAAUGAUAUCGUAUUUUUUGUUCAAUAGACAGAUGCGAUGAGAAUAACAUAUUUAAGAGAGAGCAUUAUAAAAUAGUAGUAAAAAUAGAGCACACGAUAUGAUCCUUUCUUUGGUAGAAAGCGAAGUAAUUUUAUAAUCCUCUUCGGUUCAUUGCUACGUUAAUGUUAUGUGAUUUCUUUACGUCAUAUACUUCAAGAAUAACGUCGAGGAAAACAAAGGUGCCUGAUGAGCGAAAGAACCGGUAUUCUAUUUAAGAGCAACAUGAAGAAAGGCAGAACAAAAAGACACGAUACGCGCGAGAGAUAAAGUAGAGGCACGCCUAUUAUACUUUCUUUGUUAGCAUAGUCAUUUAUGUACCGGUCGUUGACAUACAUUUUCAACGUCAAACAGACGUCAAAAUGUGUAAAAGGCGAUCACAAUAAAAAUAUAGAUAAAAAUUAUUAGCUGUAUCAAUUAAACUUUUACUAAAGCAAUUUUACAUAAAAGAAACAAAUGCAAAAUUGAUGUAAGGAGGCAUUCCAUCUUUAGAUAUAUUUAAACAAGGAGCGAAACUGAAUGUGCGAAAGACAUUCAGAAGAGUCAAAAUAUUUCAAUCCGACAUGAAAAUCGUGAGAUUCGUCGAAGCGGAAUUUAGUGGGGAAACGACAAGCGCUAAAACAGAGGGAAAUGAUUCAUUAAAUCGUUCUUAUUCUGGGAAAAUUUACAUAACUCUGGCGUGCACCUGACGUAGCGGAUGCGCUAGGCUCGAGUGGGGAGAAACACAGGAGCAGCUAAGAGCAGCGGCGCGCGAGAUUCGCGCAUUAACCGGAGUCAUCGUUUCCUGGUGUUUUGGGUCCGCGAUAACGUAUAGCUUCCAGUCAACCAGGGGGCUCGGCGACACACGGUUCGCCGACUGAUAUGGCAGCGGCGGACGUUCCUGCCACCGCGAUCCCUCGGCUCCUCCGCCAUCGUCACUACCUCCGACACCGGCGUACCUGUCAAACAACCGAACAGGUGUUACCGCGAGGUGCCCGGAGUGGGACACGCGAUUUCUUGUGAUAUCACACGCACGGCGCACGGCGACUCGGAGAGAUAAGUCCCAGUGCAGUCGAUCGAUCGAUGUGACACGCACAUUCCUCGCGCAUUCCUCGUUACUUAACUGGACGCCGAAGGUGUCUUCGUGGGUGUCAUUCCGUGAGGUGUCAGUGAAUGUCUGGGUGAGGGGUGGACCAAGAGAGAGAGAGAGAGAGAGAGAGAGAUUGCUCCAAGAAUAAAAGGAUUUCGACACUGGUGGAAUUUGUCACUCAUCGAGGAUGACGGAUCGUAAAGUCUUCUCGUCGCAACCGGUAUCCAAAUUCAGCAGCAUCCUUCUACUGCUGCUGAUUCUUUUGGCCGAGGUCACGUAUUCAGCCGAUCUCGCGAUCGAGAUACCAGGCAAUCUGAGUCAGGGUGGUUCCUGGUACCGUUUGGAUUACAGCCCACCCGUCGGCUCUCCACCGCCAAACACCACCAUAGCCGCCACCGACAUCGGUGAUGUCAUAAAGUUCAGAGAUGGCCUGCCUGGGACGAGAUACGAGUACUGGCUGUACUACAGCAACAGCACUCUUCACGAUUGGCUGACAUGGACCGCGUCAAUUACGACACCACCCGAUCCUCCAUCAAACUUGACGGUAUCGGUGCGAAAUGGGAAGACCGCGAUCGUAUAUUGGUCGCCUCCGGCUCAGGGGAAUUAUUCCGGUUUCCGGUUGCGGACGCAGAGCUUCAGCGAUACCGGAAAUCCCAAGACUACCGUCAUCCCCGUCGACUCGGUGCCCUACACACUACGUGAUCUCACGCCUGGUGCCACGUACUCGCUUCAACUCUUCACCGUGUUGGACGCCAAAGAGAGUGUCGCUUACACCAGCAGAAAUUUUACGACAAAACCGAACAUCCCGGGAAAGUUUAUCGUCUGGUUCAGAAACGAGACGACGCUGCUGGUGCUAUGGCAACCUCCUUAUCCGGCUGGCAUAUACACACACUACAAAAUUAGCAUAGACCCACCGGACGCGAUAGAAUCCAUUCUCUAUGUGGAGAAGGAAGGCGAGCCACCUGGUCCUGCACAGGCAGCUUUCAAAGGACUUAUUCCAGGCAGAGCAUAUAAUAUUUCCGUGCAAACAGUCUCCGAGGAUGAAACAUCUGCGCCCACCACAGCUCAGUACCGUACGGUACCGCUGCGUCCACUUAACGUGACUUUUGACAAAUCCUCUGUGACAUCGACUUCUUUUCGUAUGUUUUGGAACCCUCCCAACGGAACAUCCGAAUUCGACAAGUAUCAAAUAUCGCUCGGUAGUAACCGGAGGCUUGCGCCAGUCACGCGCAAUCGGGACGACGAGAACAGAUGGGAGUUCAAAGACUUAGAGCCUGGCAAAACAUAUCAAGUGGUAGUGAAAACGGUUUCUGGCAAAGUGACCAGUUGGCCGGCUAGUGGAGAUGUCACUCUGAAACCGCUACCUGUUCACGAUCUUAGGGCAGUAAUCGAUGAGAAAACUGGUAUGGUAGAAGUUUCCUGGAGUCCAGAGAAUUCCAGUAUGCAGGAUAGUUACAAGCUACAAUACCAUGAAGUGGAAACAACGAUUGGUGGUGACAGUAACACUUUGACGACUGAUAAAACAAAGGUCACACUGGAAGCUCUGCUACCAGGAAGAAAUUAUUCCAUAAUAGUUCAAGCGAUUAGCAAUAAAGUCGAGUCGAACGAAACCGUCCUGUAUCAAGCUACACGUCCUGCUAGUCCUGUAAUUGAGGAUCUGAAGCCUAUUGAGAAAGGUCUAAACAUUUCCUGGAAGAGCGACGUCAAUUCUAAACAAGAGAAAUUCGAAGUGACCCACAAUAGGAAUGACACUGGAGAAAGUGCGACCACUCUGACUACGGAAUCGCAUAUUGUCUUGGAAGACCUUUAUCCUGGUGCGGCAUACGAGGUCAAAGUUUUUGCCAUUAGCCAUGGACUUCGAAGCGAGCCGCACGAUUACUUACAAGCCGUCCUACCUCAUCCACCGAAGAAUCUCAGUAUUGAAAAAGUCACGAGCAAUACCGUCGUCGUGCAUUGGGAAGCGCCGACAGAUUCGAUAUUCACUGAAUACUCUAUCAGAUAUCGCACGGAAGACGAUCCCAGGUGGGUCAAACUCCCCAGCGUUCGUGACACGGAAGCAGAAGUAGCGGAUAUGACACCCGGCGAGAGGUAUACUAUACAAGUGAAUACCGUCAGUUACGGCGUCGAAAGCCUGUAUCCGUUACAAGUGAAUCACACAGUCAGGCCUAACCCAGUUCUAAAUAUCACCCCAAUUAUUGAUUCUACCAAUAUAACUCUGGAAUGGCCGCGACCUGAGGGUCGCAUUGAGACCUACGUUAUAAAAUGGUGGCCAGUGGAGAAUCCAGAGGACUUCAGAACGAAGAAUGUCAGCGAGACGAACGAUGUACCCGAUAUCAGUUUCGAAGAGAAUGCUGUGCAAACCGAGAAGAUCCUAGUGAGCGACCUAAUGCCGGGAGUACAGUAUUUCUUCGUCAUCUACACGAUUUCGUAUGAUCUAGUCAGCGACAUCAGUAAUUUAACUACAAGAACGAUGCCAUUGAUCCAGUCCGAGGUUGUCGUAGUGGUCGACCGAGACCAACCAGGAUCAUUGACGUUAAGAUAUACGCCAACACCGAUUCAAUCCUCGAGAUUCAAUCUUUACCGGUUCAGGAUUAGCGAUGAGAAUAAUACCACAAAGGAGCGUAUGGUGGAUGACGUUGAUACCAAAGUUUCAUUUGUUGGAUUAACCCCUGGUAAACUGUACAACGUAACUGUUUGGACAGUAAGCGAUAACGUGGAGAGCAGACCUCUCCUCCGGCAAGACAGACUCUAUCCUGAACCGAUCACUGCGAUCCAUGCGAUCGACGUAAAUGAUACAAGGAUCACUUUGACCUGGGACAUCCCGCAGGGAGAGUAUGAUACUUUUGAAGUACAAUAUAUAAAUACGGAAGGAAACUACAUCCAAAAUAUUACCUCGGUCAACGUGAUCACUAUAUUUGAUCUGAAGCCGCAUAGAAAUUAUACGUUCACAUUGGUUGUACGUUCGGGCACAGAAUCCUCUUACUUGAGAGUCUCGAAUCCGCUCAGUGCCAGUUUCACCACUAGCGAAUCGUAUCCAGGAAAAGUAGAGAAAUUUCAUCCUAUCGACAUUCAACCAAGUGACAUCAGUUUUGUAUGGUCUCUGCCCAGCCAGGAGCAAAAUGGCAUCAUUAGAAAAUUUAGCAUCACUUACGGUUUAGAAGGUUCGACCCAUACCCAGAUGCAGGACUUCAAGCCGACCGAGUUUCGUGGUGUUAUCAAGUCCCUCAUACCGGGCAAGACCUACAUUUUCCGAAUUCAAGCGGAAACAAAGAUCGGCUUUGGUCCUGAGACGAUCUGGAAGCAAAAAAUGCCGAUAUUGGCACCGCCAAAACCAUCUACGCAGGUGGUGCCCACGGAGGUCUGUAGAAGUAGCACUACUAUCCAAAUCAGAUUCAGGAAGAACUACUUCAGUGAGCAGAAUGGCGCGGUCACGUCGUACAGCAUUAUCGUUGCUGAAGAUGACAGCAAGAAUGCUUCUGGACUAGAGAUGCCCAGUUGGAGGGAUGUCCAGGCCUACAGCAUCUGGCCACCCUAUCAGGUAAUGGAACCAUAUUACCCCUUCAAAAAUGGAUCUGUCGAGGACUUUACAAUCGGUUCCGAGAAUUGCGACAACAAAAUUGGAUACUGUAACGGACCAUUGAAAUCAGGAUCUACUUACCGGGUGAAAGUGCGCGCGUUUACAGCACCAGAUAAAUUUACGGACACCAGUUACAGCUUCCCCAUUCAAACAGGAUUGCUGCUGGCAGAUAAGGACAACACGGCCAUUAUAGUCGGUGUCACCGUCGCCAUAGCGUUGCUGCUGUUCCUAUUGGGGAUCGGGCUGUUUAUGCGAAGGAGAAGAAGCCAGGGUCGCAAGACAACAGAAACCAGGGCAACCGAUAAUCUAUCAUUGCCGGACAGCGUCAUUGAAACUAGCCGACCCAUCAAAGUUGAAGAUUUUGCUGAGCACUAUCGUACAAUGUCGGCGGAUUCCGAUUUUCGAUUCUCGGAAGAGUUUGAAGAACUGAAGCACGUCGGAAGAGAUCAACCAUGUACCGCAGCGGAUUUGCCUUGUAACAGGCCAAAGAAUCGCUUCACGAAUAUUCUUCCAUACGACCAUAGUAGGUUCAAACUUCAACCUGUUGAUGAUGAAGAGGGUUCCGACUAUAUCAACGCCAAUUAUGUUCCGGGCCACAAUUCGCCACGGGAAUUUAUUGUAACUCAAGGACCGUUGCAUUCGACUCGCGACGACUUCUGGCGAAUGGUAUGGGAGAGCAAUAGCAGGGCAAUCGUAAUGCUAACGAGAUGCAUUGAGAAGGGCAGAGAAAAGUGCGAUCAUUACUGGCCGAUGGACACCUUGCCGGUCUACUAUGGAGAUAUUUGCGUCACGAUACUCAACGAGACGCACUAUCCGGAUUGGAGUAUUACGGAAUUUAUGUUGUGCAGAGGUGAUGUGAAGAGAGUGAUACAACACUUCCACUUCACUACCUGGCCGGAUUUCGGCGUUCCCAGUCCACCGCAAACUUUGGCGAGGUUCGUGCGAGCGUUUAGGGAACGGGUCAGACCCGAUCAGAGGCCCAUAGUCGUUCAUUGCAGUGCUGGCGUAGGUCGUAGUGGCACGUUCAUUACCUUAGACAGAAUACUGCAGCAAAUCCUCGUAUCGAAGUACGUUGAUAUCUUCGGGAUUGUUUGGGCGAUGAGGAAAGAGCGGGUCUGGAUGGUCCAAACGGAACAGCAGUAUAUCUGCAUCCAUCAGUGUCUCUUGGCUGUUCUGGAGGGGCAGGAUACCACUGGACCACCACGAGAGAUUCAUGACAAUCAGGGAUUCGAAGGCAAGAAUCGAAGUUCGGUCGAAAACACUAUGAGUCCUGCCGGGGAUGAAAAGGAGAGGUGACCUUCGAACAGCGAUUCCUGCAUCGAGGAUGAUGAAGGAAUAGCUGAGUCAGGAAUGUGAUGGUUCAACUGGCUAGAAGUAAUAAUUAAUGGCAACAGGAGCGAAUCUCAUUUUCCAAAGGUGCUUGAAUCUCCACAAAUCUUCAAGUUUCCUUGGAAAAGAAAAGUGUAAAAGUAAAGAGAUGACAGUCCAAAUCGGAUAAAGAUGGAAACAAACAGCGUAAGAGAAAUUUGGAAAUCAUUUAAAUUGCGUGCGAAGAGAUAAUCAAUGGAAGAAAUCUUCUGGAAGAAGCGUUUUACGUAAAAUUAUAAGUGAGCACGCAUUUUUAUUUCUCUGUCAGCUACAUAUCGAAGUUCAGCGUGUUCAAUCCGUGAUACGCGUAGAAUAGUUUCUCACGACUAAAAUAAUUAUAUCAAAAAAGGACUGUCUUAAAAGGCAAUAAUAAAGAGAGAAGGGGGGGGGGGGCGCAAAUAGAUGGUGUCAAACCGAAUAUGCUGCCAAGUGUGGGAUUACGAAUCAAAUGCAUGCGCGAUGUUUUAUACGCGUUGUGCAACUCGAUCGGAGAGAUUACGUCUUUAUUAAUAUAUGUAUACAACUCAUGUACACAUAUCUAUAUAUAAAUAACAAAAAGCUGAUAAGGUGCGCUAUGUUGAUAAAUGUAGGUCGUAUAUAUUGUAACGAGAUGCAUAUUCCACUGGUUGUGUCACGAUGGGGCCUCGGACCACAUCGCAUCCGCAAUGAGUCUAUCGAACGUCUUUGUUAAGUCGCAAUCUAUAAAACAGACAGCAGUAGAUCGAUUAGAUGAUACAAACGUUGCGAACUGGCGUCUUGGUUCCUCUCCCGAUACAAACAUUCUUCUGAGAUUACCACCAAUAACACUUUGUUCAUAUUUCGCGUUCUACUCGCACGGGACGUGUAAAGAAUUAUCCUACGUUAUCUUAUUAUUAUUUCAAGAAUUAAUGAAGCGCGGUCGGAUGAAACUUAAAAGCGAUCCGUAGAAAAAAGUAAGACGCAAAGCAUUCGACGACCACGCUAGUUGAGUUAUCGUUCGGAAUAGCGAACCAUCCGUCCAAAAUUCUUACGAGAGACACGUACUAAAUGAUGAUUUGUAUAAGUAAUAAUCUUAAUGUUAAAACGAAUUACCUAGAGAAAAAAAUCGGAAGGACGAGCGGGUGUGAGUGUGCGGAGCUUUUAAUCGAUCCUUCUUUCUCAGACGAGCGAUAUCAGUGGGAACAAGAAACUCGCAUUUUCGUAGAAGCCAUAUCAUUUUUUCGAAGGAGUCAGAGUACGUGUGUAUAUUUGCGUAUGCGUGUAGAUGUGUGUGCGCGUGAUAUGUAAGUAAUCAGUAAUUCAAUCGCGAUAAUCGAUUAAACACGGAAAAAAUUUUAUAAUAAAAAUUUUAUCACAAUGGUAAAUAGUAAGCGCGGAUCAAGGGAGGAAUUAUGAGAACUUAUGACCAUGUUUUUCAUCAAAUUACCAUAGUAUUUACAAUACUUAUGGUAUAAUUCUCUGAAAUUUCUUUUUAUAGUCCUAUACUGUCUCCUUAUGGUCGUACAAAAUAACUUUUACUAUAAAAUGUUCUCCGUGAAAUUGUAUACAUAUUAUCAUCUCUUAUAAUCGCGAAUCAGUGAUCGCCGUUAAAAAGCAAUAGAACUUCAUAAAUAUAAGUAACCGUCACAUUUCGCGAUAAUCCCCAGUUCCAGAUAGUUUCAAAUAGAUAGAUCUUAAUUUUGCAGUUUAUAGUUGACCCUCAGCCGUUCGCAGGACAUAUAGAAAAAUCGAAUAAUCAUUUCCAGUAUUUAAUGUCGCUUUUGCGAUGAUAUACAAAAUACAUGUACUUAAUUUUGUAUUGUUCUCGAUAAGAGCGUGGCGAAACGUAAUUGAUUGCACGAUGUAAGUAAACUUAGUUUUCGUAAUCAGGGUUAGUUUUCCUCCGUCAGACUUUUCAAAAAAGUGUAAUUUAAAAGAAAAAUGAGAGGAAGAAUUUCGUAUUCAUCGAUGUAUUUUUGGACGAGCAUUUUUACACACAAUUUUACCGGUCACGAUGUGAAGCGCGGUUCUAUAAAUGAUUGCAGGGGCUGUUAAAAAUUACACUUUACCGUAAGCCCAGGCUUUAUAUUAAUCCGCUGUUCGCUUAUGGACACCAAUGACACGUAACUAACAAUAAAUUAGAGUAGUUAAUAUGAGACAGUUAUGUACUUCAAAUAAUUUCUUUUUAAAAAUGCAAUACUUUUAAUAUUUUUAAAUUGCUUAAGGCGGAUUAAUAAAAAUUCUGUAUGAUUCAUGAAAAUUACCUUAUGAUAAUCUUAUAUAAUUGUACAUGUGCACGUUGAUCGUAAUUGUGCUGUUGAUAUACUAAUGCAGAGUGCUAUCGAUGUCAGUUUAUUCGCGAAAAAUGCGGAGGAUAUAUUGGAGAAAAACAACACAAAAAAGUGAUUAAACUCUCUAGCAAUUCCGCUAACUUCAAUCCCUGUUGCUUGAGCUGUUGCUUACAUCUGAAAAAUUUAAGAAAAAAGUGCACGCAUUGAAGUGCUAUUGAAACAAUUUGACGGUCAAUGAUCCUUAAUACUCAAAUAAGAGUUUUUCUAGAAAAACAUUUUUUUUUAAUAUUUUUGUGCGAUAUGGAUAUUAUUAAUACCUGUAUUGCAGCUUUUCAUUUUUAUAUAUUUACUCUAAGAUCUGACCAACUGGACAGAAGGUUGUAUUUUAUUUAACCGUAACAUAAUAUUGACGUUAUUGAAUAUGUAAAGUAUCGUGAAUGAUUUCACAACUUGUACAUUACCUCGACGCUACAACAUAGCGUAUAAUUGCAAUUCCUAGUUAAAUAUAUCAUUAUUUAUAAUUAGAUUAUAUUAAUAAUUGAGCUCAAAUAUUUUUUAUUUUGUUAUCGUUAUUAACUAUCUCUUUUAAAUUAUAGAUUAUGAUUUGAAGACUAUUAUAUCAUAACUCCAAACUAGAAAUUAUGAUUAUAUAACUAUUAACUAACGCGCAAAAAGAUUCUUUGUAAAAAUUAUAUUUAGACUAAAAAAUUAUGAUAUGCAAUAACGUCACCAAUAUUAAAGAUUAUUUUCCGUUUUAUUAACUGAUCUAAAUAAAAUUUUUUAAAAUAAUGUACUCGCACAUUAGUUGCAUAAUAUAAGGAUGCAAUUAUCUUUUUUUAAUGCAGAUAAAUUGUUAACUAUGAAUAAAAAAUAACAUAUCUCACAAUUAAAUGCGCAGACAUCUGCAUGUGAGUAACGUGCAAAAAAUUUAAUACUUUUGUGCAAUCGCUGUUCUUUCAUAGAGUUAAGUUAAAGUAUCAUAAGAUUUGUUAGAUUUUAAUUUAGAGGCAAAGUUGAGGACGAGAAUAACACGCAUUGAAUUUUAAUCUAUCAGAUUUACAAAUAGCUUAGAGCUUGAACUAUUUUGCAUUAUUUUACUCUGUGAUAAAUCAUGAUCGUUGAUCAGGAACGAAGAACAAAAAGUCCGUCAGGCACAGAUGCGGUAGGUCUUCCCGAACGAAUUAAUAGUGAGGUCGUUUUUACCACCUGCGUUAGUAAGACGUGCCAAUCGUUGCUGUUGAAUCAUUAACAUCGAAAUCCAAAACUUGCGGGACGAGAUGUUAAUGUACCGCGUGCCGAAGCGUACGUCUGCAGGGCGACAUUGUAUAUAUAAUUUUAUAUAUUAAGAUCGCACUUUUUUUAUGUCCACAAAAUUGUCGUCCUCAGAAGUGACUCUCCGUGAAAGAUGGCAAAAGUGUCGUACGAAGGGGAAAAUUUCUUAUUCUGGAUCGAUCACAAGAUACUUUUUGACUGAGAUAUCUGACGGCAAAGUUACGUGAUACUGCGUCGUCGUGACGAGUCGACACAAAGCGAUCCGAAGCGAGCACUCAAAGCGAGUGAGCAAGAAACGACAGGAAAUCCCUCCUUCCGAAGUUUCGCCACGAUUUUUCACGGGGAAUCGACAAGUUUACACAAGUGCAUACUCCGCGUAGGUUUAUAAUCUCUUUUGUAAAUACAUUUUAUACCGGCUGCGAAAACGAUCCGUUACGCGCGAGGGCGGUUUCACGAAUAAAGACUCUCUCAUACCACCCGCGCAACCACGACACGGUGUUCGCAUACUCAUACAGUUAUUUCUGUCACGUAACAUCGUAAUACAUAUUAAUAUGUAUCUGAGAAUUUGUACAACGUGUGCGAAGCACGAAGGGACACAGGUUGUCCCGCAAUAUCGCAUUAUACAAGCAUACGGAAAAGAAGGGACACGCUUGCAUAAUAAACGUGGGCUCUUCCAGUAA
Molecule: messenger RNA, 13405 nt
Organism: Monomorium pharaonis (pharaoh ant)
Lineage: Eukaryota; Metazoa; Arthropoda; Insecta; Hymenoptera; Formicidae
Gene: Ptp10D
Product: tyrosine-protein phosphatase 10D
Exons: 20
Coding region: 4447-9132 (1561 amino acids)
Biological process (GO): protein dephosphorylation
Molecular function (GO): protein binding; protein tyrosine phosphatase activity
Source: RefSeq, a predicted model, not a curated record